This is a messenger RNA of Homarus americanus (American lobster), 2442 nucleotides long. RefSeq lists its product as uncharacterized. NCBI's taxonomy places the organism in Eukaryota, Metazoa, Arthropoda, Malacostraca, Decapoda, Nephropidae. The transcript has 2 exons. Bases 358 to 1545 code for a protein of 395 amino acids. The record is from RefSeq and is a predicted model, not a curated record.
AUCUCCACGACGCAGUACCUCCUGGGAUCCCCGUCUGCCAACACAAAAAAACAACAGCACACAGUUGUCAGCGGAACCUCACCUCAAACACGCGCCAAAGUUGAGAGCGAGAGCAAUUUACCCAUAAAGAAUAUCAUUACUAAGGAAACCCGUAUAGAGACGAUCAGUACCUGGAGUUUGAAUACCAGUAAAAUCCCUCAAAACUGACGUCUUCACUGUUGGAUUUAUCUACUGUGAAAUUUGUUCCUGCGUCCUGCAUUUCGUGUGUACAGUAUGUAACAGUCUAUCAACCGACCAGUCAGCCUCUGAGACACCCCUCCUUCACUACUGCUCACGUGUGUUGGGCCAGAGAGAACCAUGGCAUCAUCAAGUCACGUUAGCAUUUACUUGAAGCUCAUUAUUGUGUCAGUCAUAAUAGCCUCAGGACUGACCAUUGGUGGGGCGGUGGGGAACUCUGUAGUUAACAGGGAAAAUAACUAUGAGGAAUUAGUUUUUAGUGGGGAUGGUGGUGGUGGUGAUGAUGAUGGUAGUGAUGAUGAUGAUGGUGGUGGUGUAGCUGAUAAUGGUAACGAGAAUGUGGUCGGAGGCAAGAACAGUACAUCUCAACCUCAGUGCUUCACAAACGCCACCACCGGAUUGCGUACAUGCGACUUCUCCCACACUAAGAAAUUGGUAAAACUCUCUGAGCACGCUGGACCUGACACAAGACACCUGUUGGUCAUUGGAGCGUUUAAUCUGGACUAUUACCCAUUGUGUUUGAAGUCAGUCCUCCUCGUCAAGUGCUUCACAAUCAAUCACAUUGACUAUAGUGACCCAGCCAACCAGUGUCCUGCCCUUCAUCGGGCUGUUGUUCAAACCUCUAAUGUGACCAAGAUGGCGGGAAAGUUCCACCAAGUUGAAGUGCUCGACAGUAGCAUAAUCUCCUUGAGUCUGACGUCAGGGGCAACAAGGGGUGUAUUCACGUUCUUUCGCGUGGUCAUCCAUGAACUCUACCAACUUAUCAUUUUAGGGUUCUGUACUUUCACAUUACACUCAUCCAGGAUAUCUACCAUACAUUCAGGAGGACUUGUGGUAAAAUCUGACUCUGAUUCAUUGCACGGCAUCAACUUUUCCAAUAUCUCAAUGGUGGAAACUGAAGGUAUCUUGGUGGAGAGGGGAGAAUUGACCCUGGAGAAUGUCAUCAUCAACAAACUGGAUUUUAAGAGCAUUAUUGUUAAUGGGUCGGGAGUGUUGAUCCUGAAGAAUGUAGUGUUGAAGAUGGCGCACCCCAGAGGUCUGGUGUUGGCUGGAGGACAAAUUAAUGUGAUCAACGUCACCUGCAACAAUAUACUCCUAAGUGACGGCGUCUUCAACUCCAGCUCUAACACCGAUAUAACCAUUUUCCAGUUACCAGAUGAUGUCGUGCCUCUCACCUUCAUAGAAACCACCCUGGGAAUUAUUUUGAGCCUAAUUAUAGUCUUCAUAAUUGUAGGUAUUGUAUUUUGUUAUUGUAUAUGGUCCAAGUAUGUUGAGCCUGAACUUCUCAAGCCUGUGGCAGUCGUAUGAACUGGAUUAUACUUUACAGGAUACAGUAGGGUGUUUAUCGUCUCAAAAGACGUCAAUAAAAACAAUCGUAACCGGCGUCCCACUCACGUUUCCACACCUUCCCUUGUUGUGUAAAACAUAUAUUCAUAUCUUAAAAUUCUUCAAUCUCAUGUAUUAAAACACAGAAUAUUGAACAACUUUAGUAUUAACUAUUAUAUACAGUAUGUAUACUAUAUCCUAGACAUUAACAUAUUAUAUAUAUAUACUGUAUAUAUAUAUAUAUAUAUAUAUAUAUAUAUAUAUAUAUAUAUAUAUAUAUAUAUAUAUAUAUAUAUAUAUAUAUAUAUAUAUAUAUAUUAGGCUGUGCCUUUUUACCAUUGACAGACAUACUACUAUGCAGCAUCAUACUACAGUAUAUCCUGUGAUUCCUGUCUCACUUGGAAAAUAUGGGCUCGACAGACUAGCAUGAUAAACACUUCACAACACAAAAGAGUCAGUGUGUGUGUGUGAGCAUAUCUGUAGAGCUGGUGCUACAAGUUCAUUAUAUUAAAUAGUAUGUUCACAAUUAUUGUACCUUUCCCUACCAGAAUACUGAUUGUUUCAUCUUCAGAGCUCUGAAAACUGGGUACCAUAACCAAUAGUAUUAUUAUUAUUAAUCAUUAUUAUUAUUAUUAUUAUUAUACAACUUUUAUAAUUGCUAUUAAUAUUAGCAUUAUUUCGAUAAUUAUCACUCAUAAUAUUAUGAUAAUUAUCUCAAAAGAACAUACACUUUGAUCUUUCUCUCUCUCACUCUGUCAGAAAUGAUCAUAUUUGCAGUGUUUUGUAUUUUACUCAACAAGACGAAUACAGAGACAAGUUAAGAAAAUGUUCCAUGAAUGCUGUACAGUAUAUCAGAAUUAAAUAAGAAAAAAAACAUUA